Molecule: messenger RNA, 780 nt
Organism: Cetraspora pellucida
Lineage: Eukaryota; Fungi; Glomeromycota; Glomeromycetes; Diversisporales; Gigasporaceae
Source: the annotation of a GenBank genome assembly
AUGCCCUAUGAUAAAAUUGGCAAUCGAAUUUACAAGCACAGAGGAGUAAUAAAAGAUGUGGCAACUAGAUUCCGUAAAAGUUAUGCUUUAACUAAUAAGUCAUCAAUAUCAUUAGCUAAAAUGUUUACGAAAAUUUAUAGUGAUCUGAAUUGCCCCCUUACCUGGCCUAAAGUUUUAAUUGUGGAUAAAGGUACUAAAUACUUAGGUGAGUGCAAAGAUUUAUUACUUAGCCGUGGUGUAAAAAUUCAGUAUGCUGUAACUAAGGAAGGUGUUGCUAUUGCUGAGCCUGAUCAUCAAGAAUUUGAAAAACAUGCUUUUUAUAGACAAGAUGCUGUAGAUUUUCGUUUACCAUUAAGUGAGAGAUGUAGAGCUUGGGUUAAAGGCCUUUGCAUAAAUGAUGAUACUUUUAAUAAUACUGUUACUAGAUUAAUACAUAUGACUCCUAAUGAGGCUGUAAAAAGAGCAUUAAAAGGUAAAAAAAUAUUUGCAGAGCCGGCAGUAAAACAUAGAAGACCUGUUGGAUUUGAAGAACCACGUUUGUCUUAUAAAGAUUUUGUUCGAUAUUUACUUAAACCUGGUGAAUUAGAAUAUGGUCCACCUAUAAGACGGAUUACAGAUAAAAAUUGGUCUCCUCAGGUUUAUCGGAUUGAAAGUACUUUAAUUCGUGAAGGUCAACCUGUUAUGUAUAAAUUAGAAGGUGGACCAAAAAAAAAAUUUGUUCGUGAGCAAUUACAAUUAAUUAAGAAAGUUGAACUUCCUCCUACAUGGGUGCUUAAAUAA